CUUCGAAAGGAUUUAAUAGUUGGAAGAGAGCUGGAGGAAAAGAUAGUCAUUUUUGAGUGCAUGAAGGAGAAACAGGAUCAAUACAUUCAAAAAAUGUUUUAAUGCUUGAUGCUUUGAAAAAGCCAUCUCAAAACAUUAAGAAACAUUUGACCUUACAAAAUGAAGCUGAAAUAAAGAAAAAUCGCUUGCGUGUUGUCACUACGAUUAAUGCUAUUCGUUGGCUAGCAUGUCAAGGAUGUGCUCUUCGAGGGCAUGACGAAUCUCUUGAUUCAGCAAAUCGUGGAAACUUUAUUGAAUUGCUCAAAUAUAGUGCAACUCUUAAUGUGCAAGUUGCAGAGGUUAUCUUAGAAAAUGCUCCCGGGAAUGCUAGUUAUACCUCAGCAAUGGUUCAAAAUCAGAUUAUGAAAAUUAUGGGUGACUUGGUGAGGAAAAAUAUUUGUGAAAAAAUUGGUGACUUUAAGUUUUGUAUUUUAGUUGAUGAAUCUCGAGAUGAAUCCAAUUGUGAGCAAAUGGCUAUCGUGUUAAGAUUUGUUGAUGCAGAUGGUUUUAUCAGAGAGAGGUUUUUUGAUGUAAUAGGGGUUGAAGACACUACCGCACAAACUCUUAAAAAGAUGUGUUCACUUAUACUUGAUCGUAAUGGAUUGCUUGUAUAG
This is a messenger RNA of Asparagus officinalis (garden asparagus), 653 nucleotides long. RefSeq names its product zinc finger MYM-type protein 1-like. The coding region runs from base 102 to 653 and encodes 183 amino acids. NCBI's taxonomy places the organism in Eukaryota, Viridiplantae, Streptophyta, Magnoliopsida, Asparagales, Asparagaceae. The record is from RefSeq and is a predicted model, not a curated record. The transcript has 2 exons.